CACAAAGCAAAACACCACAAUGUUUCAGCGGUUGACAGUAAUCUUCAUUCUAUCUUUCCUUGCAUCCCACUCCCUUCAUGUCUCAGCAAGGACAUGGUGUGUGGCUGAUCCAUCGGCAAGUGAUGCACAAUUGCAAACUAACCUUGAUUACUUAUGUGGUAUAUUACCUGAAGCGUAUUGUGUCAUAAUCGGGCCUGGAGGACCUUGCUAUGAGCCAAAUACUGUUGCUAACCAUGCAUCAGUUAUGAUGAAUGAAUACUACAAGUUAAACGGGGCCACUGAAAAGGCCUGUGAUUUCAAUCAUUCUGGUCGAAUCGUUGAUACUAAUCCAAGUUAUGGUGGUUGUUCGUUUACAUAGUUUGGUAAAUUAUUUUGUAUUUUUCUUAUGAAUAAUACAUUUAUGUGAAAUCACAAUUGUUUUAAAAGAUUAUAUAAGGUUAAUAAAAUUUGUCCAAAAAAAUGUAAUGUUAAUUAUAUUUUUAUUUUGA
Molecule: messenger RNA, 488 nt
Organism: Capsella rubella
Lineage: Eukaryota; Viridiplantae; Streptophyta; Magnoliopsida; Brassicales; Brassicaceae
Product: glucan endo-1,3-beta-D-glucosidase
Exons: 1
Coding region: 20-358 (112 amino acids)
Source: RefSeq, a predicted model, not a curated record